UUUACACCACAAAUGCACCACAAAACUCAUUCUCUUGACUCUACAUUCUCAUGGCCAAUCUCAAUCAACCCUUCAAGUUCAUACUCACAACUCUCUCUUUUCUCUUCUUCCUCAUGAUAUCUCACACUGCUUCAUCUUCUUCUUUAUCUUCAUCUUCAUCUUCUUCACAUUCUUCCAACAAUAACCAAGAUAUGAUCAAAUCUCAAAACCCUUCUUUAACCAACACUGAAUUAUCUCAUUACCAUCAAGUGUUCUAUCUCAAGAACACUGAUCACUCUCAAAUGUUUUUGAACAGACAAGAACGUAUCAAGAAAAUGAGAAUGAACAGAAACAAAAACAACAACAUGAUGAAGAAACAGAGGAAACAGAGUAAACAGAGGAAAUAUAGGAAGAAAAUGGUCAAGAACAUGAUGAAAUCACCAAAACCUUUCUCUGUUAUGCUUCCAAAAGGUUUUGUUCCUCCUUCUGGUUCUUCACCUUGUCACAAUGAUCAGCCUAAUUCAGUUAAUUCCUUCCACUGCUAUCUUGCUUCAACAGAACCUUGA
Trifolium pratense (red clover) is the source of this 545-nucleotide messenger RNA. Its product is annotated as protein AF-9. The coding region runs from base 51 to 545 and encodes 164 amino acids. NCBI's taxonomy places the organism in Eukaryota, Viridiplantae, Streptophyta, Magnoliopsida, Fabales, Fabaceae. The record is from RefSeq and is a predicted model, not a curated record. The transcript has a single exon.